This is a messenger RNA of Colletotrichum higginsianum IMI 349063, 1362 nucleotides long. RefSeq names its product Palmitoyltransferase. Gene Ontology annotation, molecular function: protein-cysteine S-palmitoyltransferase activity. The record is from RefSeq and is a predicted model, not a curated record. Gene Ontology annotation, biological process: protein targeting to membrane; peptidyl-L-cysteine S-palmitoylation. The transcript has 2 exons. Gene Ontology annotation, cellular component: Golgi apparatus; endoplasmic reticulum membrane; endoplasmic reticulum. The coding region runs from base 1 to 1362 and encodes 453 amino acids. NCBI's taxonomy places the organism in Eukaryota, Fungi, Ascomycota, Sordariomycetes, Glomerellales, Glomerellaceae.
AUGACCGGCCUCAACGACUCCCCCUCCCCCUUCCUCAAACGCCUCGCCGUGCCCGGCGUCUGCCUGCUGAUCGCCUUCCUCGCCUACACCUCUCAGCUCCUCUUCCACCUCGCCGGCGACUCCCUCGCCCCCGGCCGCCUCUCCCGCUCCGAGACCUACGUCUUCAACGCCUUGCUUCUCUGCCUCUGGUACACCUACUACAAGUCCUGCACCGUCGACCCGGGCCGCUAUGUCUUCCGCGACUCUAUAAUCGAGGUCCCAGAGCCCGACGAGUACGGCCUCGUGCGCCGCUGGUGCAAGAAGUGCGCCGCCCCGAAGCCCCCACGCGCCCACCACUGCCGGCACUGCGCACGCUGUAUACCACGUAUGGACCACCACUGCCCUUGGACCGCGAACUGCGUCUCCCUCACCACCUUUCCACACUUCCUCCGCUUCCUCCUCUACACGAAUCUCUCCCUCUGGUACCUCGCCCGCCUGCUCUUCGUCCGCUUCGCCGCCAUCUGGGAAAACCGCCUGCUCCCGUCCUACCUCGGCCCCUCCCUCCCUGUCCUCGUACACCUGACGGUCCUUUCCCUCGUAUGCUUUUUCACCUGUUUUGCCCUCGGUAUCCUCCUCUUCUCUACCCUCCGCAGUUGGGUCCUCAACGAGACUAUGAUCGAGGGCUGGGAGCUCGACCGCCACGCCGCCGUCUGUGACCGCCGCGACCGCCUGGACGGGUCCGCGGGGGAGUUCUGGACCAUCGCGGGCCCCGACGGGAAGAAGAUGCGCUUCGGCAAGAUCGAGUUCCCGUAUGACGUCGGCAUCUACGCGAACCUCUCGCAGGCUAUGGGCACCUCGAACCCGCUGCUAUGGCUGUUUCCCUUGGCAGGCAACCCGGACACAAACAAGGAUGGGAAGGGCGUGGGCUGGGAGUGGCCGGAGAACGGGUUGAACCACAAGGAGGGCAUGUGGCCGCCGCCGGACCCGGGCAAAGCGCGUCACUCUCGGCUGGGCGGCUGGCCUGCGGCACGAGACUCCGAGAGCAUACGGGUGCCGCGGUAUGGGAGUAAAGAAGAGGAGCUCGGGGCGUUCAAGACGCGGCAGGAGGCGGACUUGCGGCGGUGGCAGGGUCAGCGGUCACGGCUGAUGGCCGAGUUGGAGGAGGUGGACGAGUACGACCUCAUGGACAACGAAUCCGACGACGACAGCGGGUAUGAGCAGGGCGCAGACGGAGAACCCGGGUGGACAAACACCGACGGUGAGCGUUUACAAGACUUUGGAGUUGACGAGGACGAGGACAUGACUGACGAGGCUGACGAUGACGUGCCACUUGCCGAGUUGCUGCGCCGGAGAAAAAUCUUGCAAAGGGAUGGAGAGGAGUAG